Oncorhynchus mykiss (rainbow trout) is the source of this 1832-nucleotide messenger RNA. It is a transcript of the gene wbp1, whose product is annotated as WW domain binding protein 1. The record is from RefSeq and is a predicted model, not a curated record. NCBI's taxonomy places the organism in Eukaryota, Metazoa, Chordata, Actinopteri, Salmoniformes, Salmonidae.
GAAGGAGUUGGUUUGAUGGGAAGUCGUAAUGUCAUUUGCCUUUUUCCAAUAUGUCAUGAUAUAUAUGUCAUGGACCACCUAUUGAGCUGUUCAUUUUGUUACACACACCUUUUAAGUAAAUCCGAUGUUAAAUGGGGUGAAAAGGAGACAGGAGUGCCACUUUACAAGUUGCACAAAAAUACUUCUCCAGUUGUAUGACAACACCGCCAUCCAGUGGCUAGUGCAACAUCUCUGUUUCUGGUUGAGAUUUGAGUCACUGAACGCCUUCCGACAGAGACAAAACAUGUCAUGUACGUAACGGUUUGAAUUAGCUGUUCAUUUCACAAGUUGUGGAUCACCUGCUAUAUGAUUCCCGUCGUGUUGUUGGCCAACAACCCAGAAAGAUGCCACAGAAAACACUGGGAUCCAUUGUAGGUCUGCUUUGCACCGGGACCUGUUUGGUACAGGGUAAGGAGUUCUGUUUUGGAGUGAACAAUGAGCAAUACCGGUGUGAGAUGGGGUACUGCUGCGGUGAGACGGAGUGCUGCACCUACUACUACGAGCUGUGGUGGUUCUGGCUGGUGUGGACCCUCAUCAUAAUGCUGAGUUGCUGCUGUGCCUACCGUCACCGCCGGGUCAAGAUGCGGCUGCAGCAGGAGCAGCGCCAGCGCGAAAUCAGCCUUAUGGCCUACCAGGGUGCUUCUAGCGCCUUCAUUUCCCCUCCACCCCUCAACCUGAGGUUCUGGACAGACUGCAAGCUUCCUGACUAUGAGGAGGUGGUGGGUCAUCCCCCGACUCCCCCUCCGCCUUACUCCGAGAUUCCCCCAGAGACCACCACUGCCAUCAUGCUGCCCUCCAUCCAAUCAGAAGUGGUCUUGAUGCUGGAGCCCUCAACAGAGGACGUGCCAAGAGAGGAGCAGACCGCCAAUUUGUCAUCAGACCAAGAAGCCGCGUCUGUGCCCAGCCAAUCAGAGCGACCAGUGGAGGUGGACCCUGAAGGCCCAUUGGAGGAGCUGCUGACCCGGCGCAGGCACGUGACAGGCGAUUCAGGGAUUGAGGUGUGUGUUUGCCAACUAGAUGAGGGCUCUGGGCCGGAGGAGGACGAGGAGCUGGUGUGUCAGGGGGUCACGGGGGACUGCUGCUCUGCCUCUGAUAACCACCACACCCUCAGACAUAAAGCGAGAACCCCUGAGCCCCAACCUCAGGGUCAGACCACCAGCACCGGAGACCGCCUGGUCUGAGCUCCACCACCUACCAUCCCAGAGGCUGCUGUUGCUGCCCGAUCUGUGCUUUAGGGAGGGAGACCCAGGAGAGCUCUUGUCAUUGUCAUCAUAACAAUAACUCCGACACCACCAGCAAAUGAAUGCCCCACAAUAACUCACCAAAUUAACCAGGUUGUCCUGUUGUUUAACAUCCUUCUCAGUUAUGAUCCAUAUAAUGAAGAUGACAAAAAGAAAAGCUCUUAUUUGAGAAAUAUGAUUUUUUCAUGUGGCUAAUGACUUAAUUGUUUAAUACCCAUGGUCCCUCUGCUUUGUUUAGUUCUUAACAUGGGGAUGAUGAGGAAUAAUGUUAAGUCUUCCUGGAUGGGGGAGGGGCUAAAACCUCUAGAGACCACCAGGUGGUAAGAAGAGGUGUUGACGCUGGCACAGAAUUGACUACAUCUACCCACCCCCACUGUCUGGCCUGGACAUUUUCUUCUGGUCCUUCUAACAUUUCCCCCGCGUGGGGACAGGACAGUAUACCGCAACAGUCACCAACCCACAGGCCUCUAGGCCCCAGCACAUAAGGGUCAAAACAGGAAAAUAAUGCUUCAAGACACAAUCCUGACCUGAGGGGACUGAACAAGGUGUACG